This is a messenger RNA of Syngnathoides biaculeatus (alligator pipefish), 1784 nucleotides long. RefSeq names its product cytosolic thiouridylase subunit 1 homolog (S. pombe) (gene ctu1). NCBI's taxonomy places the organism in Eukaryota, Metazoa, Chordata, Actinopteri, Syngnathiformes, Syngnathidae. The record is from RefSeq and is a predicted model, not a curated record. The transcript has 4 exons. The coding region runs from base 263 to 1294 and encodes 343 amino acids. Gene Ontology annotation, cellular component: mitochondrion; cytosolic tRNA wobble base thiouridylase complex. Gene Ontology annotation, molecular function: tRNA binding. Gene Ontology annotation, biological process: tRNA wobble position uridine thiolation.
CUGCUGGGCGUUAAUAACCUUUAUUCAGCGAAGAAGAGUCGAUGGAAGACAAAUUCACCUAGAUUGCAUGGACUCACAAAUCUGCUAGUUUUUUCUUGUACUCGUCAGUUUAUCUCCAGAAAUUCCCAUUACCACGGUUUUUCUUUUGCUAGUCUUUCCAUUCAUCCUCAACUCGGAAUCUGCUUCAACGUUCUUGUAUGUUUCCAGGGAGUUCUCCUUUUACUCUCCUCUUCAGGAGGUAUCUCGAUUGGUUUAAGUAAAGAUGCCUGUCCAGUGCAGUAGCUGUGGGGAGAAGCGUGCCACGCUGAAACGUCCAAAAACGGGCCACUCGCUGUGUAAGGAGUGCUUCUUCUGGGCCUUUGAGGAGGAGGUGCAUCAAACCAUAGUGUCAGCGAAAUUGUUCAAACCUGGCGAGACCGUUGGGAUUGCCGCAUCUGGUGGCAAAGAUUCCACGGUUCUCGCACACGUAAUGAAGCUCCUGAACAAGAGAUACUCGUACGGCCUGGAGCUCAUGCUGCUCUCUGUCGAUGAAGGCAUCACUGGUUAUAGAGAUGACUCUUUGGAGACUGUGAAGAGGAACCAGCAACAGUAUGAGCUUCCACUGAAGAUAGUGUCAUACGAGGAGCUGUAUGGCUGGAGCAUGGAUGCUAUAGUGAAGCAAGUGGGAAUGAAAAAUAACUGCACCUUUUGUGGCGUCUUUCGGCGACAGGCCCUGGAUAGAGGAGCUGUCAUGCUCAAAGUGGACAAGAUCUGCACAGGUCACAAUGCCGAUGACAUAGCCGAAACAGUGCUGAUGAAUGUCUUGCGAGGGGACAUAGCCCGUCUGCGGCGUUGUACCGCCAUCUCCACCAACAGCGAGGGCGAAGGGGUCGUACCACGCUGCAAGCCCCUCAAAUACGCCUAUGAGAAAGAAAUAGUUUUGUACGCUUAUUUCAAAAAGUUGGACUACUUCUCCACUGAAUGCAUCUACUCUCCCAAUGCGUAUCGUGGUUAUGCAAGGACCUUUUUAAAAGAUCUGGAGAGCAUCCGUUCCAGCACCAUCAUUGAUAUCAUCCAUUCGGGAGAGACUCUUUCAAUACGGGAUGAUGUGAAGAUGCCCGUACAGGGCACCUGCACCAAGUGUGGCUAUAUCUCCAGUCAGACUCUGUGUAAGUCCUGUGUGCUGCUGGAAGGUCUGAAUCGAGGCUUGCCCAAACUGGGCAUAGGAAAACACCAUCGCUUGCAUCAUAAAAUUGUCAACAAUGAGCCACUUACUGAGAAGGAGAAGAGCAAGUUGAAAGUGUUAGACAUUUGACAAAUAGAUUAAAUGAAGGUUCUUUUUAUCUCAACUGUUAACAUAGAUAAUGAACUCAAGCGCUGGUUUUAUCUUCAAUAAUUGCAUGGAUCGUUCAAGUUUGCUGCCGUUUCAUUAUUAGCUUUGUUCUGUUCAGGUUGUGCUGUAACUGACUAUUUAACUGCAGUACUUAUACUUGUAUUGAGAUUUAUAACAUUUUUGCUUGGGGUUGCUGUUGAAUCUGAAAUAACAGUGGAUAAUUGUUCCUUGUAUUUUUUUCCCCCUUCCUCUAGGUUCCCAAUGAUGUAGUUUACUAUAGAUAGGUUUCAAAUUAUGUCACCACCACCCUUAGACCAAUCGGAUAGAAAAAAAAAUUCACGCUUCACCUAUCACCUGUGUUCUCUGACCUCUAUGACACACAAGAUGGUGUAAUUGGAAACCUAUCCAUUGUCAUACAGCAUUGACAAUAAGUGUGUACGUAUGUGUCUAUAAAAUAAACUUGCCAACUCAA